AUGCUUUUGAAUGAAGUGAUAUUCACCAUCUGGUUGCUGACCGGUUUCGUGGCAGUGCUCACUAUCUUCUUCAACCUCUACAUCCUCCUGAUGAACCUGAAGACCUACCGCAAAAACGGACACUGGGCACCUUGUGAGAUCAUCAUCACUGCCUUGUGUCUGUGCAGUGGUGCGCAUCAGAUCAUCUGUUACCUGUGGAUGACCAUGGACAACCUGGACCCUGACUGUUUCCUGGGGGAUCUCUUCUACUCACUCCUUAUGGUGACCAUCUAUAGCCUGAAGUUCUCCAUUGUGUGGAGCACCGCUUUCCUCUCCUUUUUCUACAGCACCAAGCUGGUGAUUGAGCCCAUUCACUGCUACACCAGGAUCCAGGAUGCAUUCCUGAAGCACACCACCACUGUGGUGCUCAUCAUUCCACUCUGUGGAUUCGUGAGCUGUGUCCCUAUGGUCUCUGUUAUUUCCUCUGCUAACGACACCCGGGUCUUCAAGGACUGCGGGGCACUGAUUCCUUCUGACUCUCCUGGGAAAUUCUACCUCGGCUUCUAUCUCUUAGCUUCCGACAUCAUCCCAGGUUUGCUAAUGAUCAAGUCCAGCAUCUCAAUCACUGUCCAUCUGGCCAUUCACCUUCGCCACAUGAAGGCCAGUACCAAUGGUUUUCACACUCCCAAACUGGGCUCAGAGAUGAGGGUCAUCCGGAUGACGCUGGCCCUCAUGGGUGUCUUCUUCUGCUUUGUGGCAGUCGAUAUAUGUGUACAGUACUAUAAUGCCAUUUACGCAGAGAACGUGAUGGCUCUCACCACUCUCUUCUCCUCCAUCUACACUGCUGCCAGCUCCUUCAUUCUUGUUUAUGGCAAGAAGACACACUGGAAGGAACUUCUGUACAUCUACAGCCAGGUCGUAGAUCAAUACCCCUGCCUCACCUGCCUCAGGGUACCAGAAAACAAGCACACAGCUGAAGACCACCAAAAGCAUUAG
Molecule: messenger RNA, 975 nt
Organism: Lepisosteus oculatus (spotted gar)
Lineage: Eukaryota; Metazoa; Chordata; Actinopteri; Semionotiformes; Lepisosteidae
Gene: tas2r202
Product: taste receptor, type 2, member 202
Biological process (GO): G protein-coupled receptor signaling pathway; sensory perception of taste
Cellular component (GO): membrane
Molecular function (GO): bitter taste receptor activity; G protein-coupled receptor activity
Source: RefSeq, a predicted model, not a curated record